AUGAGUUUCUUGUUUGAACCAAAAAUUGAGCCACGAGUACAAAAGUAUAGACAAAAGCCUAUCAUUAAACGAAGGCGUGAUAGUGUACCUACAUUUGUUGAAGAAGAUCCAUUCCUUGAAGCAGCAUUAAAUUGCAAAUCAGUGUUUAAUCAGCAACCACCUCAAUCGAAAAUACAAAAUGUUAUCUCCUCGAAUAAAUCAGAAGCAUACAUUCAUUCAUAUGUAGAUACUCAACCAGCAAUGCCAAAGCGUCCAGUAAUUAUUAGGCGAGUUGCUAAGCCGAAACCGACUUGUAAGGCUGAAUCAGCUUUAGAUAUAGUUAAAACAAGAAAAUACAUAUCGUCUUUAGAAAAGCAAGAGAAAAAAUACGAAGAUAGAAAUACAAUUUACGAUGAAAAUGGAAAUGUUCAUGAAAUUAACCCUAUAUAUAUUAGCCCUUUAUCAUUUCAGCCUCUCCCUCCAGAUCCGACUCCAUCUGCACCAGAUCCUGAGUUAUUAGGAUUAUUUUUUUAA
Trichomonas vaginalis G3 is the source of this 513-nucleotide messenger RNA. RefSeq lists its product as uncharacterized. The transcript has a single exon. NCBI's taxonomy places the organism in Eukaryota, Parabasalia, Trichomonadida, Trichomonadidae. The coding region runs from base 1 to 513 and encodes 170 amino acids. The record is from RefSeq and is a predicted model, not a curated record.